AUGCUCGCUCUUAUCACUGUCGGAGUUAUCCUUGCCUAAGCAAUGAUUGUAGAUUGCGGAAAAUUCAAUCUUGAAGUUUUAGCUAAAAAAUUCACCUAGACUAAUCAAGUCAACUAUGUGUCUCCAACAUUUAGUACAGUUGGAACUAAUGGCUAUGCAGUUAUUGCUGUUGUGGCACCACCACUAGAAGCAAGUCAAAUCUCAGAUGCAAGAUUCGCAGGCCAGACAACUUAUAUCAUGCAAUCAUAUAUCAAUUUCAUUGAAGGUGCAGGAGCUAGAACUGUUCCACUAGUAUAUACACAAGACCUUAAUUCAGAACUAGCUAAAUUGGCAGACUUGAACGGCGUCUUGAUCCCAGGAAAUUCUAAUUCUAACCCAGACUAUGAAAAAUUCGUGAAAGCUGUCUUAGAUAGAGCAAAAUAAAUUUGUGAUGCUGGAAAAUUCCUUCCAGUAUUGGGAAUUGCUGAGGGUCUUACUCAAAUUGCUCAGUGGGCAGCUAAUAAAGAUGCUUCAACACUCUUGACCCCAAUCACAGAAUCAGACUCUAUGAAAUCACUAACGUUUGUUAACUCUGGAAACACUUAUAAGAUGUUCCAAGGACUUGGAGACAAAGCUCUUAUUUACUAAUAAUCUCCACUUACUUAUUUUGAUGUAAAGAGAGCCCUACUUCCAGCUAAAUUCACUAGUGGCUCAAACCUCAAUACUCUAUUUAGAGUAACCUCAACAUUCUCUGCUAAUGGCUAGCAAUUUGUUGCUUCAUUAGAAGGUAAAUCAUUACCAUUCUUCGCAGUUCAAUUUAAUGUUGACAGACCAUAGUAUCUAUUCACUCCUUAAUCAACAAGAGUAGAUCACUCCUACAAUGCUAUUUACUACAAUAGAUUCUUCGCUGAUUAGUUCGUCAAUUAUUGCAGAAGAAAUAAAAACGUCUAUGACAAUGCUGGAGUUGAGCUUACUGAAAACUUCAAGAAGGUAUUCACCUCUGGAAAAGAAGGUUUAGUAUACACCUUCCCUCAAAUAUAAUGA
Stylonychia lemnae is the source of this 1023-nucleotide messenger RNA. NCBI's taxonomy places the organism in Eukaryota, Ciliophora, Spirotrichea, Sporadotrichida, Oxytrichidae. The record is from the annotation of a GenBank genome assembly.